Mesoplodon densirostris (Blainville's beaked whale) is the source of this 2218-nucleotide messenger RNA. RefSeq names its product nuclear speckle splicing regulatory protein 1 (gene NSRP1). Gene Ontology annotation, biological process: regulation of alternative mRNA splicing, via spliceosome. The record is from RefSeq and is a predicted model, not a curated record. Bases 235 to 1731 code for a protein of 498 amino acids. Lineage: Eukaryota; Metazoa; Chordata; Mammalia; Artiodactyla; Ziphiidae. The transcript is spliced from 8 exons.
GCAAGAUGGCGAUUCCGGGCAGGCAGUCAAGUUCUGAUUACCGCCCUCCCUUCUCGGUUUAGGAAUGUUGUGCUGAGAAGCCACAGAAAAGGGUAUGGGCUUACUUUGCCAAAGAAAGCACAGCAGUUGCACCCUGUUUUGCAAAAACCUUCAGUGUUUGGGAAUGAUUCUGAUGAUGAUGAUGAGACCUCUGUGAGUGAAAGCCUUCAGAGAGAAGCUGCUAAGAAGCAAGCAAUGAAACAGACCAAACUGGAAAUCCAGAAGGCCCUUGCAGAAGAUUCUACUGUAUAUGAAUAUGACAGUAUUUAUGAUGAAAUGAAGAAAAAAAAGGAAGAAAGUAAUCCAAAAUUGCUUUUGGGAAAAGACCGAAAGCCCAAGUACAUUCACAACUUACUAAAAGCAGUUGAGAUCAGAAAAAAGGAACAGGAAAAAAGAAUGGAAAAGAAAAUACAAAGAGAGCGAGAAAUGGAAAAGGGAGAAUUUGAUGAUAAAGAGGCAUUUGUAACAUCUGCUUAUAAGAAAAAACUGCAAGAGAGAGCUGAAGAGGAAGAAAGAGAAAAGAGGGCUGCUGCACUUGAAGCACGUUUGGAUGUAACCAAGCAGAGCGAUCUCAGUGGAUUCUAUAGGCACCUAUUAAAUCAAGCAGUUGGUGAAGAGGAAGUACCUACAUGCAGCUUUCGUGAAGCCAGGUCUGGGAUAAAAGAAGAAAAAUCAAAGGGAUAUUCCGAUGAAGUAAGUUCAGAAAACACAACACCUCAUGAGAACUGCGUUCGCCAAACUGUUGUGAAAGUAGAGGAAAACCCAGAUGCAGACAGUGACUUUGAUGCUAAGAGCAGUGAGGAUGAUGAAAUGGAAGAAGAUAAUAAAGUGAACUGCAGAAGGGAGAAGGGCACAGAGACCUUAAAAAAUGACUCCAGGCAUCACAGGAGUCAUACCCACUCACGGUCAUCUAGUGAAGAAAGAGAGCAUGGUACCAAAUACCACACAAAAAGUUCCAAGUCAAGAGGACAUGAGAAAAGGGAAGAUCAGCACCUAGAGAGACAAUCCAGGGAGGACAGCUAUUACACUGACCGUGAUUACCAAAAAGAAAAGAAGGAUUCCCAUAGGUACAGAGAGGCCAGUUACAGAGAUUCACACUGGAAGAGGCAUGAACAAGAAGAUAGACUGAGAGGAAGAGACCAGAGAGAAAGAAAUGAUAGGGAAUGGAAAAGGGAGAAAGACAGGGAGAAAUACCCCUCAAGAGAACAAGAAAGAGACAGACAACGAAAUGAUUAUGACCGACACAUUGAGAAAGGAGGAGAGAAGGAAGAGCAUGUGAAAGCAAGGAAAGAAAGAUAUGAAAACAGUGAUAAAUACAGAGAUAGAGAAAAACGAGAAGUAAGUGUUCAAUCUUCAGAAAGAAAUCAAGAAAGAAAGGAAAGCAGCCCAAAUUCUAGGACAAAGGAUAGAUUUCUUAACCAGGAAAGAGCCAAUAAAAUGAGAAAUAUGGAAAAGGACAAAGAAAGAAACCCAGAGAAACCUUCUAGUUCUGAAACAUCACUGGGGGCAAAACACAGAAUCACAGAGAAAUGCCAAGGGACUGGCAAGGAACAAGAGAGGCCACACGAGACAGUGAACAAGUUUGCAAAGCGGAGCAACGAAGAAACUGUAAUGUCAGCGAGAGACAGAUACUUGGCCCGGCAAAUGGCACGGGUUAAUGCAAAGACCUAUAUUGAGAAAGAAGAUGAUUGAUAACUGCCCCAAUAGGAAGACCUAUGGAAGCACAGAAAAUUAUAAUUCCUGGAAAAUGUUGAGUGAACACAUAAAGGAGUGUGUUAACAGUGGUUGGGAGGGUAUUUUAAAAUAUAUUUUCAAAAUUCAUUUUUGGUUUAGGUUUAAGUCAGAAGUCAAUCCUUUUAUCUUGAAUGUUUAACUAAAUUAAUAUAUAAUAUUUACUUAUCAAUACCACAUUCUUGGUUGUAUUCAAGCAACCUAAAGAGAGUGCUGAAUCCCUGUAGGUACUUAAUGAGGAAAAUUGGCUCCACUACAACCAUUAAAAGAUAAUUUAAAUAACUCUUCUAUGUUGCUGUUGUUGCAGGAGCUGUUUGUUUUAUAAAUGUCAUGUUUCAGAUAAAAAUAUGUGGAUUUGAACAGAGAAUAUUGUUUUAUGUUCUAAAAUUUGUAUUAAAGUGUAAAAUACAGACCACACAUCUUGUCUAAGCUUUUUAACCCACAACAU